AUGUUGACCAGUGAUAUAAAUUUCACCGAAAAAUCUUUUAUCAAUUUGAUUGCGAUUCUAUUGAGUUUUUUCGUGGUGAAAAAACUUUUCGAUCAUAUUAAAUAUCUGAGUUACUUUUUUAAACUUCCAAAAGAUCCCGAGUGUUCAUUUGUGUUUGGUGAUUUACUCAAAUUCAGAUCUGCGUUUUGGGAUAAAAAAUUUUCAUCAAACUUGAGCUUUAUAAAUUGUAAUCUCCAAUCAACAGUUAAUUUAACCAAUUUUGUCACUUCGAAUGCUUCAAAUUACCAAAUCGAAUCGGGUUUACAUGCACUUUGAUGGAGGCCCAGUGUUGUCCUUAACGAUUAUAAAUCCAUUGAGGCAUUGAUUAGUAAAAGUAAUAUUACUAAGCCCACUUUCUAUAGAUUUAUUGGACUGAGCGAGGGUUUGGUCACUUCAAGUGGUGAAAAAUGGAAAAUGAGACGAAAAAUGAUUGAACCUUUUUAUGUUAGUAAACAACAGAAAAGAUUCGCAUUAACCAUUGACGAAGUAUUCGAUUCGUUGGUAAAUGAAGAAUUAGUCGAUCUUUCUAACCAGAGAAAAUAUUCAACUUUAUCUGAUCAAAUUCGUUUAUCAACAUUCAAUAUCAUCUGUAAGCUCACUGGUGAUGUGCCGAUAGAUUCAGAGAGAGAGGAAAAACUUUUUGCGAUGCAAGUUGUCGAACUGUUCGAGACGAUUACGAUAACAAGGAUGUGUAAUCCACUUUAUUGGAGUGAUACAAUUUUCUUUUCAACAGAAUUCGGUAAAAAUUGCCAAAAUGGCCACUCGAUGUUACAAAUUCGUCGAAAAUUUCGUUAUCAAUCUAAUGAGCCAAUCCCAACCAAUUUUGUCACUAUGCUCGCUGGUUCUAACAGAGGUACAAUCGAUUCAAAAGGAAUCAUUGAAGAGCUGAUUACAACGGCUGCAGCGGGACACGAAAGCACGGCCAGUUCCCUCAACUGGACAAUGUUCAUAUUAGGGAAUCGUCUUGAUAUUCAAGAAAAGUUAUACCAAGAAAUUUCAUCGGUGUUUGAGGACAACGAAUCUGUGAAUGAUAUUGAAAAGAUUAAGAGUUGUGAUUACCUCGAUAAGUGUAUCAAAGAGUCGAUGAGACUUUAUCCACCAAUACCAUUGAUUGCAAGAGAACUGGAUGAGCCAAUGGAGAUUAAUGGUUACAAUUUACCAAAAGGAUCAAUAGUUUUAUGCAGCAUUCUGAGUAUCCAUCGGGAUCCUAGAAUUUAUCCUAAUCCAACCGAAUAUGAUCCAGAGCGUUUCGAUUCAUCAAAUUUACCAAAUAUUCCUAAAGAAGCUUAUAUACCUUUCGGUAUAGCACCAAGAGCUUGUAUUGGGUCUCGAUUUUCAUUAAUCGAAAUGAAAAUUUUCUUAAUUCAUUUGAUAAGAAGAUAUGAAAUUUUCUCAGCCAAGAAACUCGAAGAAGUUUCUUUCAAAAUGGAAUAAUUAAAACCUUUAUGUCCUUUGGAAAUUAUGCUGCGAAAACGGAAGAUCGAUCAAAAAUGUACAAUCGACAAUCACAGUACAGGAAAAUGACCAAUCUGAUUCAGUUCGAGGAUAAUGAUGAAAACUCUUGACGUUGUAAUGACCAGAAAAAAAGAUCAAAUUGAAAAUAAAGUUGUUGUUUAUUUCGUUACUUCGCUCAA
Molecule: messenger RNA, 1673 nt
Organism: Panonychus citri (citrus red mite)
Lineage: Eukaryota; Metazoa; Arthropoda; Arachnida; Trombidiformes; Tetranychidae
Product: cytochrome P450 4c21-like
Molecular function (GO): oxidoreductase activity, acting on paired donors, with incorporation or reduction of molecular oxygen; monooxygenase activity; iron ion binding
Source: RefSeq, a predicted model, not a curated record